Aphidius gifuensis is the source of this 1633-nucleotide messenger RNA. Its product is annotated as glutathione synthetase-like. Lineage: Eukaryota; Metazoa; Arthropoda; Insecta; Hymenoptera; Braconidae. Gene Ontology annotation, molecular function: ATP binding; glutathione binding; glutathione synthase activity. Gene Ontology annotation, cellular component: cytosol. The transcript is spliced from 3 exons. The coding region runs from base 280 to 1620 and encodes 446 amino acids. Gene Ontology annotation, biological process: glutathione biosynthetic process. The record is from RefSeq and is a predicted model, not a curated record.
UCACUUUAGAUGCUGGCUGUUGAGACUUGAGGUAUUUAUUACUGACCAAAAGUAUUUUUUUCUUAUCUUGCAUAAGUCACAUGAUGCCAUGAUGGUUACGCCCAUGUGACACGAUGCCAUUUCCAAUCAUGAAGACAAAAAAACCCAUCCCCACCAUAACAUCUGGUCUUGAGAAUGAGGCAAAUUUGCAAUGAUUCAUCAAAAUCACAGUCGACAACGUGGCUGGAAUCUGAAUGACAUUAUUCUUGUGUCAAGUCAAUCAGUUAACAUAAAAUAACAAUGAAUAAAAUGAAAGAUUCAUUACCAUCAUGCACAUCAUUACCAUUGUCAUUAUCAUCAGAAGAUUUAAAUGAUUUAAUUGACACAACUAGAGAUUGGGCAUUGAUGCAUGGUCUAUCAGUAAGACCAAUAACAAAUACAACAAAAGAUAUUCUUCAACAUAAUUAUACAGUAUAUUUUACAAAUAAAUUAUUUAAUAUUUAUGAAACAGUUAUAAAUGAAGGAAUAAGACAAAAAAUAUCACUUGGUUUAUUUAGAUCAGAUUUAAUGCUUGAAACAAGUUGUACAAAUGAUUGUAAAAAAUUACAACCAUUUUGUUGUUGGAAACAAGUUGAAAUGAACACAAUGGCAUCAGGAAUGGCAUGGCUUGGUCCAGCUACAACACAAUUACAUAAAUUUGUUCUUAAUGAAAUUGGUCUUGGUGAUGCAAUUAUUAAUUUACCAGAUAAUAAAGCCAUUGAAGGUCUUUGUAGUGGAAUACUUGAAGCAUGGAAAAUAUACAAUGAUCCAUUGGCAAUAAUAAUUUUUGUUGUUGAAGAUUUUUCAUACAAUAUAUCAGAUCAACGUUUUCAUGAGUUUGAAAUAAAACGUCAAAAUCCAAAUGUUAAAGUUGUUAGAAAAACAUUAACACAAUUAUCAAAUCAAGCUAAACUUGGUAUCAACAAUGAACUUUUAAUAAAUAAUAAUAAAGUAGCUGUUGUUUAUUAUCGUUGUGGAUAUGAACCAAAACAAUAUCCAACACAAAAAGAAUGGGAUGUUAGAUUAUUAAUUGAACGUUCAUUAGCAAUUAAAUGUCCAUCAAUUCAAUAUCAUUUAGCUGGUACCAAAAAAGUACAACAAGCACUUGCUAAUUCAAAUGUUGUUGCAAAUUAUUUAAACAAUGAUAAAAAAGUUGCAUGUAUUGAAAAUAUAUUUACCGGUCUUUACUCAUUGGCUCUUGAUGAAAAUGGUAAUGCAGCAACAGAUAUGGCAUUAAAAUAUCCAGAACGUUUUGUUAUGAAACCACAAAGAGAAGGUGGUGGUAAUAAUAUUUAUGGUAAAGAUAUUAAAUAUUUUUUACAAUCAAUUAAAAAUCCAUGUGAACGUACAGCUUGGAUUUUAAUGGAUAAAAUAACACCACCUCAACAAUUAAAUUAUCUCAUAAGUCCAAAUAAUAAAAUUCAAUUAUCUAAUGUUGUAUCUGAACUUGGUAUAUUUGGAGUAAUCAUUGGUGAUGAAAAUAAUAUAUUAAUUAAUAAACAAGCUGGUCAUAUAUUUAGAACAAAAUUAACAACAUCAAAUGAAGGUGGUCUCAUGAGUGGUACCGCAUUUUCAGACAGUCCUUAUUUAAUUGAUUUAUAAUUAGCUAAUCAAU